Molecule: messenger RNA, 948 nt
Organism: Beauveria bassiana ARSEF 2860
Lineage: Eukaryota; Fungi; Ascomycota; Sordariomycetes; Hypocreales; Cordycipitaceae
Product: alpha-soluble NSF attachment protein
Exons: 3
Coding region: 1-948 (315 amino acids)
Biological process (GO): SNARE complex disassembly; intracellular protein transport
Cellular component (GO): vacuolar membrane; SNARE complex
Molecular function (GO): syntaxin binding; soluble NSF attachment protein activity
Source: RefSeq, a predicted model, not a curated record
AUGGCCCAAGACCCUCGUGCUCUGUUGCAAAAGGCCGAUAAGACGCUGCAAGGUGCCGGCAGCGGCUUCAGCUUCUUUGGCGGCCGCGAGGACAAGUACCAGAAUGCCGCCGACUUGUAUGUCCAGGCCGCCAACGCCUUCAAGAUGCAGAAGCAAGGUCAGCACAGACCAAUCCGGUUCGCGCGCCCGGCGGCACUGAAACUGACGGUUGCUCCUGCGUAUAUAGAUCUCGAAGCCGGAAAAGCCUUUGAGAAGGCUGCAGAAGUCUUCACCAAGAACCUCAACGAGCCCGACGAUGCCGCCAACAGCCUGAUCGAUGCCUUCAAGGCCUACCGCAAGACUGACGCGCAGUCCGCAGUCCGAUGCGUCAAAGUGGCGAUCCAGCGCUAUUGCGCCAAGGGCAACUUCAGAAGGGCUGCUGGUCAGCAGGAGGCCCUUGCUGAGGUCUACGAGCAGGAGCUCGGCGACACCAAGAGCGCUCUGGAAGCGCUCGAGUCUGCUGCUUCGUGGUACGAAGGCGACAAUGCUAAUGCCCUCGCGAACAAGCUGUGGAUCAAGGUUGCCGACAUGGCCGCUUUCGAGGGAGACUACUACAAAGCUAUCGAGAAUUACGAAAAGGUUGCCGCUGUGUCGAUUGAUAACAAUCUGAUGAAGUACAGCGUCAAGGACUAUUUUCUCAAGGCCGGCAUCUGCCACCUUGCCAGUGGUGAUAUGGUCGCCACCCACCGGGCGCUUGACAAGUAUCGCGAGAUGGACCCUUCCUUUGCUACGCAGCGGGAGCACAUGCUUCUUGUUGAUCUCUGCGAAGCGAUUGAGGAAAAGAACAAAGAUCAAUUCACUGACAAGCUGUACCAGUACGAUCAAAUGAGCAAGCUCGACAAGUGGAAGACCGGCAUGCUGGUGAAGGUCAAGAACACUAUUGAGGAAGCCGAUGACGAGUUUGCUUAA